Molecule: messenger RNA, 1420 nt
Organism: Cololabis saira (Pacific saury)
Lineage: Eukaryota; Metazoa; Chordata; Actinopteri; Beloniformes; Belonidae
Gene: hormad1
Product: HORMA domain containing 1
Exons: 16
Coding region: 199-1317 (372 amino acids)
Source: RefSeq, a predicted model, not a curated record
CCGGCAGGUGUUUUAUUCAACACCACCUGCGUCUUUAUUUUGAUUAAUUAAGACAAUAACCUCACUUGAAGAAGAGCUGUAUGUAGUUUUUUUUUCACUUUUGACUCCGACACCUCUCUUAUAAUUGGCUCCAUUUGCUGCCCGUCAGAUCAUAUUUUCUGUUUUGCUGUUUGUUUUUUCUUCCCUCCCAUCAAAACAAUGGCAUGUAUGCAAAAAGCGAGACCUACUCAGGCUGCUCAGCUGUUGCCGACUGAGGUUUCCACCGAGCAGCAGUCCCUGAUUGUUGUGAAGAAGCUGUUAGCCAUCGCGGUCUCUGGCGUCACGUACCUCCGGGGGAUAUUCCCGGAGAGAGCCUACGGGCCAAAAUAUGUAGACGAUCAACAAGUGAUGAUCCUCAAAGGGGAACGGGAAUGUCCCGGUGCCACUCAAAUACUAAAGUGGAUGCAGGGGUGUUUUGAUGCCAUCCAGAAGAAAUAUCUGCGGAUAGUCAUCAUGUCUAUUUAUACUGACCGGGAGAACCCCCAGAAAGUGACUGAAUAUUACCAGUUUAAGCUCCAGUAUACUGCUGAAGGGGCUCAUAUGGAUUUUGAAAGCAAAGGUCAAAAGUUGUCGACAAUGUCGGUGGGAAACACCAGGAAAGCCAGCGUCCUGCUGGUGAGGAAGCUCUACACUCUCAUGCAGAAUCUGGGGCCCCUGCCCGAAAACGUUUGCCUCAACAUGAAGCUAGCCUACUACGACGAUGUGACCCCCCAGGGCUACCAGCCUCCAGGCUUCAUCGAGGCCGACAGUGACAUACUGGAGUUUGAGCAGGAGUCGGUCAGACUGACCAUGGGCGAGGUGGCCACCCCCUUCCACUGUGUGAAGUUUGAGAUGGCCACAGAGAAACGGAGACUGGAGCAGGUGGAGGCCAGCGUUCAAGUGAGGGACCGGUGGCUAGUGAAGGUGCAGGAGAAAGUCUUAUUACAGAGUCAAGCACCCGAAGAGCUGAAGGAGCUCACCGGUGAGAGCACGGACCAGGAUAUCACCGAGACCCAGACGAGCCUUCACAUGCAGACCGAGACUUGUGAGGAAGUCACUGAGGCUCUUCUGAAGAAAACGGCUGACUUGGAGGUGGGCGUGAAGAGGACCAGGAGUGGACGGAUAAUCAAGUCCAUGGCGAAAUCCUGUGUGGAGACAAACGUGACUGUGAGCAGCGAGCAGGCGACGCUGGAGAAGGAAAAGCAGGUUUCUGAGUACCAGGUUCUCAGCCAGGACUCGUCUGCUGCGUCUGUGGCGAAGAAGAAGCGCAAACUGAGCGAGCCGAAAGAACGCUUCUGAGCUCACAGUCGCCGUGGCAGUGCCGCUCUGCUGAAGUUUCUGUUCAAACCUGCACAAUCUGCAGUUUCAUAUUUCCAAGGGAGUCCCACCCUGUUUUAGAAAG